GUGGACAAAUCCCAAGUGGAAUGCAUGGUUGAAGGGGGGGCACAUGGGAGGAGUGAAAGCAGAUGAGAGGACAUAACGGUCUGUCGGAAAGACCAUUUCUGUUUGCGGACUAUGUGGGACAGCACAGCUCAAGAUCUCUGUAGAUUUUAGUUUUUAAUUAUAGUCAUUAUAUAAAUAGUACUGACACAGUCUGUCAAUCUACAAAGACAGGAAAUGAAGGACUUUUCACAGUCAGAUCAAGGCGUCUCGCAACGACAAGGGACUCUUGUAACUCGAUCCGUUCGAUUAAGGAAUGAAUUGGUUCGAGUUGGACUUGCCGAAUGUCUUUGCACAUAUGUUAUGAUGGUUUUUGGCCUGGGUUCCGUAGCGCAGGUUGUGACUGGACAAGGAGCUUUCGGACAUUACAUCAGCAUCAACUUAGGCUUUGGGCUUGGUGUUGCAAUGGGGAUUCACGUCGGAGGAAAAGUUUCAGGAGCUCACAUGAAUGCAGCUGUGUCCUUCGCCAUGUGUACGUAUGGACGCCUGGUGUGGAAGAUGCUUCCUGUGUAUGUUUUUUCACAGCUGUUAGGGUCGUUUUUGGCUGCGGGGACAGUUUAUGCUGUAUAUUAUGGUAUGGACACAUAUGUGCAAGAAGAGUUAAGUACUGACCGAGUUGGUUUGAUUGCAUUAUUGAUGUGCAUGUUUGCAGAGGCAAUACAUGACUAUUGUGGAGGAAACCUGACUGUAACUGGUGUCAAAGCAACUGCUGGUAUAUUUGCCACCUAUCCCGCACCAUACCUCUCCUUGCUGGGUGGAUUCAUUGACCAGGUUUUUGGUACAGCAAUGCUGCUGUUGUGUCUGAUGGCUUUGUCAGACCAGAAAAACAAACCAGCAGCAACAUCCAGCGAGCCUGCCAUCGUGGGUGUCUUGGUGCUACUCAUCGGCAUUUCUUUGGGAAGCAACAGCGGAUACGCGAUCAACCCCACCAGAGACAUCGGACCGAGGUUAUUCACUGCCAUUGCAGGCUGGGGGCCUGAUGUGUUCAGGUCAGGAAAUGGUUGGUGGUGGGUGCCUAUUGUUGCCCCAACAAUUGGAGGUGUGCUGGGUGCGGGGAUUUACAAACUCUUGGUGGAACUCCACCACCCUCCAGUCUUUCAAACAUGCACUAGUGUUGAAAAGUUAGAAGAGGAGACUGCAUCGCUGGAAAAACAAAACAUCGACAAUGACGUAUGUGUGUGAGACCCCUCAAAUAUGAACGUGAAUCGCACGUCUACAGUUGAAACAUUCCAAAUUUACUGUGAAAAUCAAACAAAAAACAUCUCAAAUAUCUUACACUAACAAUUUAUAAAACCGGCAUCACUUAAAAUAGAAAGGGCUACUUACUAUUAUAUGCAAAUUCUCACCAUCCUGUUUACACACAGGAGGGAAAUGUUGGCUCGGCUAACAAGCUGAUACCCGAAACAGAUGUUUUCACCAACAGAGGUUGCAGUGUUUUAAUGCUGGUGUAAAAACUGAACUGGUCUGACUGAAUAUCACAAGCAUAAACAUACCUCUUACAUAAGCUUCAGUAGUAUAUUCAUAUUAUAUUGAGGAAUAAGGUGCCAUACAUUCAUAAAAACAAGUCUACUGGCAAAAAUGUGCAAAUGUGACCUAGGUGUUGGAACUACUUGGAAAAUACUUGAGCCUAAACUGAUCGAGCAUGCUGAGCCAUUUAUUUGAGAAACAUACCUUGCUGACUUUCUCGAUGGACUUACAUACAGUCACUUGUAAAUCCACUUGUUUCCUGUACUGUUCUACCUUUCUAAGUUCAAAUGGUUAAAAACACACUCCUCAGUGUAAACUAUUUUUCCUGCAGGAUUAUUUUGUUCUUAUUUAUGCAGUUAUCUUCUUCAAAUUACUGCGUUCUAUGUCAUUAUUUAUAUGAUAUGUUCCAAAAUUAAAUAUUUACAAUGACCAUAAUCAAGCCUCGUCAUACAACUACAUAAGCAGUACAAAAAAAAUGCAGAUAUCACUUAUAUGCUGCUGAUAGUUUUUUUUUUUUACCAGAGGUGCCGCCGCUUGUGAGCUGCAAAAAGAAGCCGUGAGCAUGGAUUCUCACUACUAAUAUGUAGUGGUUAAAUACUGCGACGAUACAGUACAGCUGUGAUUGUUUAGCGUGCACAAAAGAACCAGUUUCAUCGCUUUACUGCGCUGGGUUUCGCUCCGCUGCUUUGGCUUUUAGUAUUGCUCGCUAGGCUGCACGGUGCCGAUGGCUUCUUUUUCGGGGUGGGUACCUUGGCUUUGGUUUUAAAGGCCUUAGUGGGGUCGAGCUUGUUCAGGUGGGAGUCUCCGACAGUCACUCAGGCUGAGAUCAUUUCUGAAAGUCAGCGGCUGGUACAGUGAUGCCCACUGCUGUCGAGAGAAGAUAUGUUAUUAUUAUUAAUAAUGUUAUUAUUAAUAUUAUUAUUAUAAUUUGAAUGUUGUAUCAGUUUAUCUAUAAACAUUGCAUGGCAAAAAAAAUAAAACA
Messenger RNA from Doryrhamphus excisus (bluestripe pipefish), 2485 nucleotides. RefSeq names its product aquaporin 7 (gene aqp7). Gene Ontology annotation, cellular component: plasma membrane; basolateral plasma membrane. The record is from RefSeq and is a predicted model, not a curated record. Gene Ontology annotation, biological process: glycerol transmembrane transport; water transport. Gene Ontology annotation, molecular function: urea transmembrane transporter activity; water channel activity; glycerol channel activity. Lineage: Eukaryota; Metazoa; Chordata; Actinopteri; Syngnathiformes; Syngnathidae.